AUGAGUGUCAACGUUAACAGAAACGUCAGCGAUGUGUUCUAUCGCUACAAAAUGCCCCGGCUUAUGGCCAAAGUUGAAGGUAAAGGUAACGGUAUAAAAACGGUAAUUGUCAACAUGGCCGAGGUCGCCAAAGCUCUAGGACGACCUCCCACGUACCCUACUAAAUACUUCGGCUGUGAGUUGGGCGCUCAAACUCAAUUCGACUUUAAAAAUGAACGUUUCAUUGUGAACGGUUCCCAUGACGCUUCUAAACUGCAAGAUCUUCUAGAUGGGUUCAUACGCAAGUUUGUUUUGUGUCCUGAAUGCGACAAUCCAGAAACUGAUCUUCUAGUUUCUCUAAAGAAAAACACAAUAUCCCAGGGAUGUAAAGCGUGUGGCUACCACGGUUUGUUGGAAUCUAACCAUAAGUUGAUGACCUUCAUCUUGAAGAAUCCACCCAACUCGAAUCCAGCCAGUCAAGGAUCGUCGCUGACCGAAGGAAAACGAUCCAAGCGCAGCAAACGUAACGGAGAAGCGAAUGGCGACCAAGAUGAUCAAAAUGACUCGACGCUCGAUUCUUCAGCUAUUGAAAAUUCCACAGACAAUAACGGUGGCAGUGAUGACGACCAAACUGAAUGGGCCGUAGAUGUGUCCGAGGAAGCUGUAAGGGCAAGGAUGCAAGAUCUUAGCGAUGGUGCCAAAAACAUGACCAUCAGUGACGAUCUUGAAAAAUCCGAAAAAGAACGUAUGGACAUCUUGUACAACAUGGUAAAAGCCAAACGCGAUACCGGACUCUUGGGAAACGUGCAGACUCAAAAAGAAGUCUUGAGCGAAGCGGAACGUUUGGAGGUCAAGACUAAAGCUCCUCUCGUUUUGUCCGAGUUGCUUUUUGAUCAGAACAUCCUCGCGCAGGCUAAAAAAUAUCGUUUGCUCUUCCUUCGUUUCACAUUGAACGAUAAAAAAGCACAGAAAUAUCUAAUCGGUGGGCUAGAACAAGUCAUCGCCUUACACAAAGACAAACUUAUGAGUAAAGUUCCUGGCUUGCUGAAAAUCUUUUACGAUAUGGAUAUCCUUGGGGAGGAGUGCAUCAUAGAAUGGUCCGAAAAAGUGUCCAAAAAAUACGUAGCUAAGGAAGUAAGCCAAGAGAUUCACGACAAAGCAGAACCGUUCAUAAAAUGGUUGAAGGAAGCCGAAUCGGAAGAUUCCGACAACGAUGACGAUGAAGAAGACGAUGACGUGGAGAUUGAAUACAAUGACAGGGCACAAAUCCAACUGAAGAUUACUCCCCAAAGCAAACCCAAACCGGCGGCAAGUAACGAUGAUGAUGGGCAAGACGAUGUGGAUAUCGAUGCUAUCUCUAAGACAUUCAAUUCUAAAAAUGACAGAGCGGUGUUGCUGUUACUUUUAGAUUGUGUCUAA
This is a messenger RNA of Diabrotica balteata, 1398 nucleotides long. NCBI's taxonomy places the organism in Eukaryota, Metazoa, Arthropoda, Insecta, Coleoptera, Chrysomelidae. The record is from the annotation of a GenBank genome assembly.